Messenger RNA from Wallemia ichthyophaga EXF-994, 1494 nucleotides. Its product is annotated as Branchpoint-bridging protein. Gene Ontology annotation, molecular function: zinc ion binding; mRNA binding. The record is from RefSeq and is a predicted model, not a curated record. Gene Ontology annotation, biological process: regulation of mRNA splicing, via spliceosome. Gene Ontology annotation, cellular component: nucleus. The coding region runs from base 1 to 1494 and encodes 497 amino acids. The transcript is spliced from 2 exons. NCBI's taxonomy places the organism in Eukaryota, Fungi, Basidiomycota, Wallemiomycetes, Wallemiales, Wallemiaceae.
AUGCCGCACAGCCACCCCACGGAUACUCCCGCGUCUCUAAAAAUUUUGCAGCUCUUUCUCCGCGCUGUAGCUGCACCUCUUCAUCACCAACGCCCAUGUCCUCAGGCGAGUGGAGAAUGGCGUGUACACAGACCCACCGCUAAUACGCCACUCACAGCUAACAAUAUCCCACUGGGUAACAGACGCAAGUAUGGAAACGGCGUUGAGGAAGAAGCACCCCGCGGAAGACCAACAGAAAGACCAGAGAAGAGGAUGAGAGAAAUGCCUCCACCGCCACCUCCCAGCGAUCACCCACGCAAGCGUAAAUCGAGAUGGGGCGAUGCUGCAGACUCGGGUGCUGUCCUCCCCACCGCCAUCUACAACGCCAACGCGGCACCAAAGGCUAUUGAAUGUUACGCUGCUCAAAUGCGUAUUGAGGAGAUUAAUCAGAAAAUACUUAAAGGCAGGUUUGUCCCUUCAGAAGCUGAACGCAGCCCUUCUCCACCCCCAAGCUACGAUAGCUGGGGUAAACGCACUAAUACCCGCGAACAACGCUACAAACUUAAGCUUGAGAGAGAGCGCAUUAAACUUAUCGAUAAGGUGAUGAAGAUGGAUCCCAGCUACAGACCUCCUUCCGAUUAUAACCAGGCUAGGCGGUCAACGCGCCCCACUGAAAAAGUCUACAUCCCCACACAUGACUUCCCAGAAGUUAACUUUUUUGGUUUACUUGUUGGACCGCGUGGCAACUCACUCAAGAACAUGGAGAGACAGUCUGGCGCUAAGAUAUCUAUCAGAGGUAAAGGUUCCGUCAAGGAGGGUAAGGGUAGGCCAGAUAGUAUGGAUUCAUCGGGCGAAGAGGAUCUUCAUUGCGUUGUUAGCGCAGACUCGGAGGAGAAAGUGAGGAGGUGUGUAAAGCUUAUCAACAAGGUCAUAGAGACUGCAGCUUCAACACCAGAGGGUGAGAACGAUCAUAAGCGCAGCCAACUCAGAGAGCUCGCCUCUUUGAACGGCACUCUCAGAGACGACGAAGGCCAAAUCUGUCAGAGCUGCGGUGCCGCCGGCCACAGAAGAUGGGAGUGUCCAGAGGGUGAAAGCAUUACUACGCAGAUUAAAUGUGCGCUGUGUGGUCAGUCUGGUCACUUGUCCAGAGACUGUACCGUCAAUCCAGCCCAAGCGGAGCAGAUCAAGGGCGCUUCCAAUGCACCUGGUUUCGAUAGUGAGUACGCAAACCUCAUGGCUGAGCUUGGCGAAGGCGGCGGUACCAGUAAGGGUAUGAUUGAGGGUGGUAGUGGGCAGACUGCUGCCCAACCAACACAUACAUCCUAUGUUGAGAAAUGGCAGUCAGAAGGCAAGAACCUGCCACCAUGGCGUAAUCCAGACAUAUGGGCUAGUGCAAAUGCUCAAACAGGGGGUGGAUAUGGAGGAGGUGUAUCUUACGAUCAGAGUGGAUAUCAAGGAUACUCAUACGACCAGCCCUCUUAUGGCGGCUACCAGCAAUAUGGCUAUACUAAUUGA